UAUACUUAGACGAUAAGACGAUGAAACGAACUAAAAUUGUGAAAUCAGAAAUAGAUAAAAAUUUAAAGCACGUUUUUAAGUAUUUUUUUUGGUAAAAAUUGUAGAAUUUUGAGUUUUUGACGAGCAUUUUCAAUUAUUUUGCGUGUGAAGUUGACAGAUUCAUUUGAAAUUUUCUUUCUGCACUCAAAUAGUGUAAUUCAAGCUAGAUUUUGUCAUCUUUAAAGAUGGUUGACGAAGAAGCUAUGGACGAAGAUAACGAACCGAAAAGGUUAAGAAACUUCAAACUUGAAAAUGAAGAUCACACAUUAGGAACACUUCUCGCUUACAUCUUAGAUAAAAUGCCCGAGACCGAAUUCUGCGCUUACACCAUUAGACACCCGACUGAAAACGUGCUAUACGUCAGAUUGAAAGUAAAACCAGGCUAUAAUGUUACCGAAGUAUUCAAAAAAGGAAUUUCCGAACUUAAAAAAGCUUUGGACGUAGUCGAAAAAAAAUUCACUCAAGCUUUUGACUCGUAUACGGAGACAAAAAGUUGAUCGUUCCGAGUCUCGAAUAUUGGAUGAAUUGAAGAGUGAAUGUUUCACGUGCACCAAGUCGAUUUGAGGUUCGUAUUUUUGACCGUGCUGUUUUCUGCAAUUCGCAGAUCGUUAAAUUUUACUGCGAACAAUUGUCGUAUUCGUUAAAAUUGAUCAUAAAUUGUUUUAUCGUUAUUAUUGAUAGAUUAAUUGUCCAUUUGUCCCACUCAUUUAUUGGAUUUGAUACCGAAAAUGAAAAUAUAAUUACCUAGUACGAAAUAAAAGAUGUAUUAAAUGUAAA
Molecule: messenger RNA, 816 nt
Organism: Planococcus citri (citrus mealybug)
Lineage: Eukaryota; Metazoa; Arthropoda; Insecta; Hemiptera; Pseudococcidae
Exons: 3
Coding region: 225-536 (103 amino acids)
Biological process (GO): DNA-templated transcription
Cellular component (GO): RNA polymerase I complex; RNA polymerase III complex
Molecular function (GO): protein dimerization activity
Source: RefSeq, a predicted model, not a curated record